AAGUAUGCUUACGUCACAAUUCACAACAUUAAAUUAAUUGUAUUUAAGUUUUUAAAUUAAGGAAAUUUCUUGAACGAUUCUUUCCCCCAAAAAAAUCUCUUGUUUUACGAACUCUGCAGUUAUAACUCAUACGAACAAAUGGAAAAUAUACCGUGAUUACUAGUAAAUGACCUCGUCUCUGUAUUGUGAAGUACUGUUGGUGUAUUUUGUUUAGGUAUGUCGGUUUGGUCAGCCAGUACUGUCGGCAAUAAUCAUCACUGCUUCCAACCAUCCAGUCGCUACUCUAAUAAUUGGUGUCCAAAUCCAAACAAGUGGAAUUGUUGACAUCUUUUUGAAGCCAUUUAUUUUGGUUUAUCUGGCAAAGAGUUGGACGUGUUCAACAAUAUUUUUUUUUAUUAAAACAUAAGUGCGUUAUGUCUUCCGAGACUCCACUGCAGGCUGGUGAUGCACUGCACACACCAGCAUACCUGUCAUGGCGUAAAUUGCAGCUAAGUCGUGCUAAAUUGAAGGCAUCAAGCAAAACCUCGGCUCUGCUCUCUGGAUUUGCAAUGGUAGCCAUGGUCGAAGUUCAACUAAAUCCUCCUAACCAGACGAAGGUGCCGCCCGGAAUGUUGGUAGCAUUUACAGUCUGUACAACAUUACUUGUGGCUGUUCACAUGUUAGCUCUUAUGAUAAGCACUUGCAUCCUCCCAAAUAUAGAAGCUGUUGGCAAUCUCCACAGCAUCUCGCUAGUCCACGAAUCUCCCCACGAAAGACUCCAUUGGUAUAUAGAAAUCGCGUGGGCAUUUUCUACACUGCUCGGUCUUAUAUUGUUCCUCGUUGAAAUAGCUAUACUAUGCUGGGUGAAAUUCUACGAUCUGAGCGAAACGGCCGCCUGGUCCGCCUGCGUGGUGCUUAUUCCGGUUAUGAUAGUGUUUUUAGCGUUCGCAAUACAUUUCUACAUGUCCCUAGCUACGCAUAAAUACGAAGUGACCGUGACGGGAAUAAAGGAAUUAGAAUUUCUCAAGGAACAAAUCGAACUUGGUGACCAAGACUCCAGGAUGAAUAAUCUCACGCAUUUAGAACAGAACAGGAUUGUAUGAUAGUUGCGUAAUACACAAGUAGAGGAAUACUCCUUGAAAAAAAUCAAUUACACAAUAUUUUGUGAUAUUUUAAUGUUUUGAGCAUUUUCCACGUUUGUAAUUUGGGUAAGGUAUAACAAAUGCCGGUAAAUGCGGUCUCCAAAGAGGCCUUACUUAACCUAGCUAGUGUUUAAAAACUAUCCAAACUAGAUUUAUUUUAGAACCAACAAAUUUUGACACUUUUUAUUGCGUAUUUUCUUUUAGAGUUAGGUAGUCAUGUUACUAACAAAUUCUAUCUAGGGCAUACUUUUCCAUAUAGGUAUAAAAACAUUAUAUUUUUGUCUUGCAUGGUGACAUCUCUGAAUGUACUGGUUUUGAGAAUUGAACCGUUUUUUUUUGGGACGAGUUGAGCGGUUUUAUUAUCAUCCGCAAUGCAAAUAUAUGAGCUUCGUAAUUGAAAAACGUUAAGAAUGAUACUUAAAUAGUCUGAUAAAACUGGUAGGUCCCUACUGAUGUACUGUAGUGAAUUUUUUCCGUACAAGGAACUUAUUUGGCUAUAUAUUUUUACAACGUAAGAAGUUAAUUGUGGUGGUCACUAUAAUUCUACUAUAGCCCUCCCAUAUCCUGUGUUUGCACCCAAGGCCGAUAUGUUUAUAUAGAUAUGCACAACACUAUUUAAAAUAAUAAUUACAUUUUUGUACCUGCAAAUGUUAUUUUUCACAUUUUAAUAUAUAAAACUGGAAUCUCAGUUUAGUUAUAAUGGGUAGAUUUUCACGGUAUUUUUAAAUAUUGCUCAAAACUGUUUAUAUUCUUAGGACGUGUAAGUAGUAUUAAGGUUUGAUUCAGUGCCGUACGCUCUGAAUAUUCAUAACCCAAUAUUGAAUCCAUCGCCCAAUAGAUUGAUAUUUGACUAUCCAAUACUGUUGGUUAUCCGUCGUACCGCAUAAAUCGUUCUGCGGAUAUGGAAAAUAACAAAAAUGAUAUUGAAAAGUUUUACCUACUGCGUUUUUAUUUUAGUAUAGGUUUUUAAAGUAUGUACUUAUCGCAAAUAUCAGAACAAGGUUUUUUAAAGGGGAACCUGAAAAUUAAUAUAUGUACCUACUUCUUAAAAAAACAAUAAGUUAUUAAAUAAUUUAAUAAGGAUUUGACAAGACGAGUGUCUAUAAAAAGAUUUGUAAAGGCACGGUCGAAAGCUAUUAUCAACAAACUACCGAAAUGGAAUUUUCAGUCGGAAUCGUUUGAAAAUAGAACCUUCUGCUAGAAGACAAAUAUGGCGUCACAAAGCACCAGUCUGUCAUAAAUUCAUGCAUAAUAUCAAUAAACGUUAUAAUAAAUAUGGCUGA
Molecule: messenger RNA, 2404 nt
Organism: Danaus plexippus (monarch butterfly)
Lineage: Eukaryota; Metazoa; Arthropoda; Insecta; Lepidoptera; Nymphalidae
Gene: Orai
Product: calcium release-activated calcium channel protein 1
Exons: 4
Coding region: 414-1082 (222 amino acids)
Biological process (GO): store-operated calcium entry
Cellular component (GO): membrane
Molecular function (GO): store-operated calcium channel activity
Source: RefSeq, a predicted model, not a curated record